Glycine soja is the source of this 429-nucleotide messenger RNA. Its product is annotated as stigma-specific STIG1-like protein 4. The record is from RefSeq and is a predicted model, not a curated record. Bases 1 to 429 code for a protein of 142 amino acids. NCBI's taxonomy places the organism in Eukaryota, Viridiplantae, Streptophyta, Magnoliopsida, Fabales, Fabaceae. The transcript has a single exon.
AUGAAAGCAAUAUUGGUACAAACUUUGGCACUUGUGACACUUCUCGAGUUGUUGGUUUUGAUCCCAAUUGAGGGAAAAUCAACACCAAAGACAUUGCACCAAAAUGGUACUACUAGAGUCCCAUCAUCACCAAUUUCACCAUGGGUGAAGAAUGUGGUGAAAGCAAGAUCAUCAGGGUGCCGUGGUAGGUCAUGGGUGUGCAACCAAGGAGAAUUUCCACCAAGGAGCUUGUGCUGUAGGAACCGUUGUGUGAAUGUGACUUCUGAUAGGAACAAUUGUGGGUUGUGUGGGAUUAGGUGCCCCUUCAAUUGGAAGUGUUGUGGAGGCUUAUGCAGGAACAUAAACUUGAGCAUUUUCAACUGUGGCAAGUGUGGACAUAGAUGUCCCUUUGGGACAUUGUGCUUCUUUGGGACAUGCGGGUAUGCAUAG